Messenger RNA from Ostrinia nubilalis (European corn borer), 2224 nucleotides. RefSeq lists its product as uncharacterized. The coding region runs from base 101 to 2224 and encodes 707 amino acids. Gene Ontology annotation, molecular function: protein binding. NCBI's taxonomy places the organism in Eukaryota, Metazoa, Arthropoda, Insecta, Lepidoptera, Crambidae. The record is from RefSeq and is a predicted model, not a curated record. The transcript is spliced from 16 exons.
UGGCCUUCAUUGGUUGGGUUCAAGCUGUAGAACCUGGCUAAGUGGCUACCUAAGGUGGCUCCACAGGAGUUGCAGCGGUGGGAAUGAGAGUGACGAUCUAAUGAAAGUGAUGACGAAUGAGUCUGGACGACCAUCUAACAGAUUCUCGCUUCGCCUCAGCUCUCAGCUAAUGAGAGGUUUGGUAAGACUUUACCAAAGGAAAGUCACCAUUUUCUUGGGUGAUUUGUGCAUGAUAAACGCAAAUGUUACAAAGAAUGUAAAUAAAAAAUGGAAUAUCCACGAAGUAACAGAGCAAGUGGUUCAUCGUCCACUGCCUCAACUGCCCCGGCAGACAUUGAUUAUUACAGAGGAACCUGAAAUUGAACCGAGGGUUGAAGAAAUGAUUCAAAAUAGUGGAAAUGUUGUGGGGAAUAUACAAGAGAUCACACUGAGAGAGACUGCCCUGCCUGAAAUUAUAGCACCAGUGAAUGAUGGUUUUGGUGAAGAGAACCCCGAGCAAGCUCUCCAAAUGCUCCGCGACCAAACGCUAGAGAUGAUGCUGGUACAAGACGCGUCUGUCGCACAACACAGCGGCUUGGAGCUACUCGACGCGACGACCGACAAGUCGCACGACAAAUCGCGCGGUGUGCACGACGCGCCGCAAAUGGAGCCGAUAUCGGAGCAUGAUGUCACUGUUUUUAGAAAAUCUGUUGGUGAUGAACGGAUGACGAUGGGAGCCCUAGAAAAAGAUAUUCCUGAAAUUCCCGAAAUCCAGCUUCCUGAUUUAUCUGGUCCUCCUCCAGAAAAGCAAAUACAACCGGAGGAGCCACAAAUAGAACUGCCGCUAAUACCAGAGCCAGAGCCACAGAAGGAACCAGAAGAACCUGCUACUAUACAAAGAGAAGUUGUGGAAAUUGAACUAGAGGAGCUUGAAGAGCAGCCCCAAGCCAAGCGUCGUCGCCUGAAGAACAAGCUGAUCAUCGAUAAGAAGAUCAAGCUCAGCGCCGAUUAUCUCAUCACUCGCAUAGAGAACCCAGAGGUGGAGCUGCGAUGCGAAGAUAGCUCGGACGAUAUAGUCCAAAUCCGAGUGCCGGUAGACACGUAUUUCCAUCGGCCCGCGCACGCGGGUGCUUACAUCCACGGGCAGAUCGCGCUACCGCUCACGAGGCUCUUUCAGAGAAGCCUCGGUGUGUUUAGACCGGCUGCGGACGACAGGGAAAUGGAGGAACCCGUUGCGGAAAGAUCUCGCAGAGUUCGCACUAGAUCCGGCCUCGAAAGGAUUGAAGAAGAAGCAGAAAUUCCGCCACUAGACAAAACCACGGCCCAAAUUGACCAGCCAGUCCCCGAAUUAGAAAUGACUCGAGAGAAUCUCAACGCAGCAGAGCUUCUGAACGUGGAGGAACAACCGAACGUGACGAUUCCGAACCCGGAAGACAUAGCUGACUUGCCCACACAGAAGUUAGAGGUGCUCUCCCAAUCCAGGAAACGGACAAGCGAAUAUGAAGUUUCACCCAAAAGACAAAGGCUGAUUGGUUACGUCUCGUUCCGGCAAAGUCAACAGAUGGCUAUCGAAGCAGUGCCUGAUAUUGAAGCAGACAAAGAAAACAUACCGUCCGCGGCGAACAUACAAUCACCUACCAUCGUCCCUCCGCGCUCACCCGGGACGAAUCUCGCUGCUAUCCCAACCGGCCCCCCCCAAUCUCCCGAGAGAAGCCUUGCUGUGAUGUUGCAAGAGGCAGGCCUGGCCGACCUGCCGGGCCCGAAGCCCGCCGAGGACACCCAGCGAAGCACCCGCGAGGGCAGACACGGCAGCGACAGCUCCGAAACACAGCUGGGGAGCUUGGAUAGGACCAAAGUGUCAUUGGGAGACUCUGACCAGACGACGGAUUCGAGGAGAUUUAUACGGUUAGUAUUGUUAGACACGAAAUAUUUACAGGCAGGCCUGGCCGACCUGCCGGGCCCGAAGCCCGCCGAGGACACCCAGCGAAGCACCCGCGAGGCUAGACACGGCAGCGACAGCUCCGAAACUCAACUCGGGAGCUUGGAUAGGACUAAGGUGUCUUUGGGAGACUCCGACCAGACUACGGAUUCGAGGAGAUUUAUACGCUCUGAAACGCAGCUAUGGAGCUUGGAUAGGACCAAAGUGUUGUUAGGAAACUCCGACCAGACGAAGGACUCUAGAAGAUCAGUAUUGAAGAGACGGUCAGUAUUGUUAGAUAGAAAUGAAAUAUGCACAACUGAGUAG